Lytechinus pictus (painted urchin) is the source of this 4350-nucleotide messenger RNA. RefSeq lists its product as uncharacterized. Lineage: Eukaryota; Metazoa; Echinodermata; Echinoidea; Temnopleuroida; Toxopneustidae. The coding region runs from base 60 to 2684 and encodes 874 amino acids. The record is from RefSeq and is a predicted model, not a curated record. The transcript has 2 exons.
ACAUAAAUGAGUGGUGCGCUGUUGGCUAGUCAUCUUAAAGUGUUCAAAAACAAAUAGGGAUGGGCAAGACAAGGGCCGAAAUUCAGGCCGCCUAUCGACAGCGGAAACGACAGCAAAUUGGAGAUGCUGCUUUCCUCCGCGCAGAACGGGAGAGGCAGAAGAAAUACUACGUUCGAGUUGAGAAUUUGCCGAAGAAAAAAGCAGAAGAGAGAAGGGUCCAAGUGCGGUCAAGAGUACAGAAGCACAGAGUAAGGGUCAAGAAAGUGAAGCAAGACAUGUACAAUGAACGACAUCAGGAAAACAUUGAUAGCUCAGUGAUUGAAAGCGAUACAACGCAAGACUCUGCGCUGUCAGAUGUAUCUUACAUUGCUCCGCGUAGUCCUCUGAAAGUAAAGAUGGCAUUUCCGGUCAAGAAGAGGAGAAAUCGUGUUAGCAGGUGCCUGAGCAAUGCUCACCGGAGAAUCGAGGCACUUACUCUUAAACUCCAGGAAACAGCAAAGGGAAAACGCAGAGUUCAGAGAAGAUACCAGAGGCUUCGUAAGAAACUUCCAACGUCUUCAACACCAUUUCAUGGGGUUUCGAGGAACACACCACGCAGUAAGACAGACAGCCAACUCAAGAAAUCUGGUUUAGAUCCUAAGUCUGUUCCAGCUGAAAUUAAGAAGAGGCUACUCUUCUCCAACGCGGUAAUCCAGGAAAUACAAUCUACCGCUGGAUCCAGCACCAACCAGACAAACAGGGCGAAUCUUCAUAAGCUGGUGGCAGGAGCCAAGAUAUUGAAGAAAUACCGCCUGCUGAGGAUGGUACAGAAGGGUACUGGGCUGGGAAGACGCAACUUGUCAAAGGCAAACACAAAUAAUGUCAGCCAACGCAAGCAGCUCCGGCGUUCUUGGUACAUGCUACACGAAGAAGUUGUAACUUUCCUGGAGAGGGAAGACAACUCACGCAUGUGUCCCGGCAAGAAGGACUGUUGCAAAACAGAUGACAUGGGGAACAAGAAACAGAAGAAGUUUCUUUGCGAUUACAUGUCAAAUCUCCAUGCCAAGUACAUUGCAGAAAAUCAAGACAAACGCAAGGUAUCCCUGUCUGCAUUCCAACGUGUCCGCCAAACGCGAUGUCCCCAUAUUAAGCCUGUUCAAUUCUUGUCCAGGAACCUUUGCUUAUGCCCAAGACAUCAGAACAUGGCCUUGAAGCUGAAAGCAAUGAAAUCCAUGGGUUUGCCUGUAGUCGAAAAUCCUGAUGAAUUCAUUAGACGCCACACCGAUGAUGAGGUACAUGAUCUCCUCUCUGAUUUGCAGCCUGGUGUGAUUCAGUUUGAAGAAUGGGCUAGAGUUGAGGCUGAUGGCAGAAAGAAGAUUAAACUCAUCAAUGUGUCACUGGCGAAGCAGGAGUUCAUCGCUCGCCUCAAAACGAGCAUCCAAGAAUUUCGUCAACACGUCUUCCGAAUUAAGAAACAGUUUGAAGCACUUUCUGACUGCAAGAAGAAUUUGCCCAAAGGAGAAUGCUUGGUGCAAAUGGACUUUGCCGAAAAUUACACAUGUGUGCCCUUAGAAGAAGUACAAAGUGGGUAUUGGAAUCAGGAAGGUGUAACAAUCCAUCCGCUGGUGGUGUACUUCCGGGAGGACGACAACAAUCUCAGUCAUCAGAGCUACGUUGCUGUGUCUGAUGAAAAGGGGCACAAUUCGUCUACAGUAAUUGCCAUUCUGAACCAAGUUAUCCCCCGCCUGAAGAAAUUGGUCCCACAGCUUUCGAAGAUACACUACUGGACUGAUGGGCCCACAUCCCAAUACCGCAACAAAACUAUCUUUUCUUUGAUAGGGGACCAUGUUGAGGUGUACGAUGGAAUCCAUGCCCAGUGGAACUUCUUUGAAGCUGGACAUGGAAAGGGGCCAUGUGAUGGUAUCGGUGGUACUGUAAAACGCAUGGCCGACAAUGCUGUCAAGCGCAAUGCUGUAAUACAAGACGCAAAGGAUUUCUUUGCCUGGGCAUCCCAGGAGCACGGUUGCGAGAAUGAUUCAAAGAUUGACUUUUUCUUUGUGAGCAAAGAAGAGUGUGUCUCAAGCAGUGAACUCAUUGCACAAAGGUGGGCAUCAGUCAAGACCUUCCCAGGAACUUUGCAAGUGCACGGCGUCAUUGGAUACGACAAAGGGGUUCUCCUCAAAGACGUCUCUUGCUACUGCGCAAAAUGCCGUGUAAUGAACCCUGCUGACACCAAUCAAGUCGAGCAUAUGUGUGAAGGUUGGCAACUUCGCCGUUUCGUGAGGGGGCCCAUGAAGCAAGUUCAGCCAGACAAAUGUGACGACCCUGAGAGAGAUGGUGUUGGAGAGCCUACUGGUGUAGUGAAUGAGACAUUCAACCAAUCGUCUACCAGCGUUCCAGUGCAGUAUCACACUGAUGACUGGGUUGCUGCUGUUUAUGAACAACGAUGGUACUUGGGGAAAGUGCUCGAAUCCGACAAAGAUGAUGUUCACGUGGACUUCCUCACUGAGUGCACAGGUCCUCGAAAUCAGAACAAAUAUAAAUGGCCAACCAGCAGUGACUCAAUCUGGGUAGCAAGGAAAAACGUACUGUGUUCCGUAAACCCACCCAAACGCGACUCCAUUUCCAAAAGAUUUUUUGUUCUCUCUGACAACCAAAGGGCAAUGGUCGAGCAGGCGUUCAAAGCGUUCAGUUCUCGCUCAUAAAGUAGAACACUCCCAUUUGUUCAUAGCCCACCGGACUCAAACAAUUAGAGUGCUUUAAUUCCAUUGUGUAGGGGUAAUCCAUCAUUAUUCGGUAGAAUCUGUUUUCAUUGUUGCACUUUCGAUCUGGUUGCUGUUAUUCGAUUUCUGUUGCUGUAUUUCAAUUUAUAUGAGAUUAUGAUAUUUGAGAUGAAUAGCAAAAGAAAAAUGCUAUUUAGAUAUACAGAAAUCUGUUAUUUUUUAUUCAUGGAAACAAGAUGCAAAAAUAACUGUUACAUUCCAAAGACCAUUUUGAGCAAUAUCCUGUGCAUAAAUCAAACCAAGUAAAUGAUGUAACGUUAAUCUGGGGUGGGGGUGGGGAUGUAGAUAGGCUGCUCAAGAGCAUGGAACAAUUAUUUAAGGAGACGAGUAUGCCUUAUGUAAGUAUUACUGCAAUGUUUUGCUUAUUGGUGGACGUAGUUGUUAAAUUUCAGUUGAAAAUGUUACCUAACAUUUGAAUUAAGGGAUUUUUUAUGAGAUAUCACCCGAUGAAAGGUUUGCUUAUAGUUAUUAUAUUAUUUCCUUUAAAGUGUAAAGUUACCUGUUAGAUCUCUUUGACUAACGCAAUUAUUCAUUUUCUUACGGACAAAUGUUUGAAAGUAGAUCCAUUUCUCCAUCUAAACUUUGAUAUUGUAAUACGUAUUUUCACAUUUAGGAUUGUAACAUACGUUACUUAUGAAUAUAGGCAUUCACUCAGCGAUGCAUGUGUCUACCAUGUUUUUAAUUUUAUGUGGCACAUGGACAUAUCGACUGUAUAUAAUGUGUGCAUUAUAAGAAUGAAAGUGGUUAACAGGAGAAGUGUUAUAAUUUCUCAUGAAAAUUGAUGUAAUAUUCGCAAAAGUUAUUACAUAACAGAGUUAUUGGAUUGCAUAUCCUAACUAAAUAAAACAUAUUCAGUUACUAAAUAAAUUUGAAAGGUAAAUGAUAACAAAGUACACGGGCUUGAAAGAAAAAUACCAGUUUAUUCAUUUCAUAUGGUUAAUGUCAUAUAUAUUCUGAAAAGUGAUAUUGUUCUCCUCUGUAAGGUUAACUCAUUCUUCAAGUAACCUACGUUACUCAUCUACGUAACUUACGUUACCAAAUUUUAUUCAACUGGUACUCGUAUUCUAUUUCCCCAAGAUCACUUCUUCAUGCCAAAGUGAUAUAAUGUGACUUCAUAUUUUUAGAUCAUGGCUGGAAAAAAAAAAAAGUCUUUAAAAUUUAAUUACCUAUCAGACAAGAUAUGAUGACACUUAGAUAAUUAUUCAGCCUUCAUAAUGUAGAAGUUCGUAUUUUGUAAAAACUGCAGAACAAGAUCACCUAUAUUCCACUUAAACGUUUUCCAGUCUCUUUGUUUAAUAGCUUAACUGGAAUAUAGAGCAAAGGCCGUGAUCUGAAAGUGCAUAUUAAAAUGUAUUUUUCCCCUUUUAGUGUCUCGGGUCAUGGUAACGUAGGUUACACCGUGUGUUUUGCAUCCACAAGAUGAAACAUGUGUAAUUCUUAAACCAAACAAUGUUGAAUGCUCAUCUCUUGGAAUUUGAAACUUUGUUGUUUAAUGUUUCAUUAUAAAAUAAAGACAAACUUGCUACUGAAACUUUAUUUUUUUGAAAUUGAAUGUUCUUAAAUGCGCCGAUUUACUGGUUUUGACCCU